AUGUAUAAAGAUUUAGCAAUUUAAAAAUCUUAUCUUGGACUAGCUAUUUUGCUUUCUUUAGCUUAUAGCCAAUAAUUAAAUGAAGAUUUACUACUUCGUAAAGAAUACCCGAUGGACUCAACAUUUAUUUCUAGGAAUGAUUAAACAAUUUAAUUUGAAUUUUGGAGUUUCUAUAUAGCAACAUUUACACCAAUAUCAUACCCUUAAGUUGAAUAAUAAUUAUCUUAGGACAAACCAAAAACAUAAUUACUGUUUUUAUUGAAGAAUGAAGGAAAGGUAUUAGCAUUUAUGUAUGCAAAUAUUAUGUCAGGAAAUUAUGUAAUUCAUAAUCUUAUUAUCAAUGAUAUAAUAUAUGAGAUAAUAUAUGAUCCUAAAUAUUAUGAGGGAAUUUGGAUAAUGAACCUUAUAACUUUAAAGAAUUAGUAGUAAUUAUUAUUUGAAACAAUGGGUAGUAUAAAUAAUUUAAAUUGGAUUAAUAUAAAAUAUACUAAGAAAUACAUUGAAUUUAUAGUUGGAGGAACUGGGAUUGUAAUUUAUAUAAAAAUAUUUUAGAUAAAUGGAAAAUAUGAAUUAGGAGUAUUUCGCGGAAGAUUAUCCUUUACAUGGUAUGAACAUUAUUAACGAGUGGCACAGGAUGUUUAUGGAACUAUUUAUUGGUUAAGAAUGAAUGAGCAUAAAGAAACAUUUGAUCUCAUUCCAGAUGUACUUAAUUUUGAUGGACUUAUUUAAAAAGUAUAUGAAUUUGAAUAGUUUGGGACUAGAUUUAGUUUAUUUGGUUGGGUAAAAUAUAAUUCUACUGAUGCUUAUUCAUUAAAGUAAUAUUUGGUAGUUAGACUUACAAUCUUUAAAAAUUAUUAAAAUGAAACUAAUCUUGGGGAUGAAAUUGUUAAAAUAAUUAUGAAUAUAGAUUUAUCAGACAAAAAUAAUUGUGGAUAUGAUGUUAUAUCUCAUCAUUAUAGAGUGCCUUACCCAAUGUAUAUAGAGAACCCAUAAAAUGAUAAAUUAUCUAUUAGAUAAGAAUUACCUUAUUAAGAAUUAUUAACAAAAUGGCAUUUUAUUUCAUUUGAAUAUGGAUUAGAAGGAAGAGAUUCAAAAUCAUAAUUUAAAGUGAAUUUUUUUGAGAAUAAAGUUCUAAAAAGUCAUACUUUUACUUAUCUAUUAGGAGACUUCAAAUACCAUAGUUUAUUUAUUAAUACUAAAUACUAUGCUAUCUUUGGAGGUGAUUAUUUUCUUUUUGAUAAAUUAAAAGGAUAAUUAGCAGGCUUUUAAUUUAUUACAAAUUAUUAAGAAAAUUAUAAUAUAGAUUUUUGUAUUUUAAUUAAUUUUAAAUAGCUUGUCAUUAAAGCUGUCAAACUUGUUUUGGUCCAUUAUAGAAUAAUUGUUUAUCUUGUUUUGAAGAUCCACAAAACACAUAUCUGGAAGAAUUACAUUAAUGUUCAUGUCCAAUAGAUCAUAUAUAUAAAGAUAAUUAAUGUUUAUCUUUUUAAGAUUUAUAUUAAACAAUGCUAUAUAAAGAAAUAGGGUAGGAUAUUGAAAAUUUAGGAUGUUCCUUUGGAUAUUUCUAUUUGCCAGAUCCUGGAGUAUGCAUAAAAUGGUAAUAGAUUAAAUUAAUUUAGUCCUUAAUCAAAUUCUUAUAAUCUAUUAUGUAUAGAUUGUUUAUUGAAUUCUAAGACUUGGUAUAAAGAACCAGUUUGUAAAAAGGAUUUAAUUACUUCAUAAAUCUCAUAAAAAGAUGAUGCAUAUACUUCUUAAAUAAGAUCUACUUAAGAUUAUGAUUUUUAUUACAUAGAUCAAAAUAGUUUAAUUUUAAUCUUAUUGGAAGGAGUUUAAGAUUAUUGUAACAUAAAAGAUAUCUAUAUUUAAAAUUGUUUUUAAUUAGAAGUUUUGCAUUUAAAUGAAUAAGCAUUUGGAUUUUGUAAGCAAAAUUAUUAUUAUUCUAAUUUAAAGUGUAUUUAAUUACACAAAGCAUGUAUUAAAGUAGAUUAAAUAUAUUAAUAUUGCACAGAAUGUUAAAGUGGAUAUUAUUUAUCUGAAGAUGAGAAAUCUUGUAUUUAAUGUCCAUAAUUUUGUUAGAAAUGUCUUAAUUAACAUCAUUGCUUAUAAUGUGAUUCAGGAUUUGGAUUGAUUCACGAUUAAUGUUAAAAAUGUGGUAUUUUUUGUAAAAUUUGCAAAUUUUCAUAAGAAUAUUAAAUUUUGAGAUGUUUGAGUUGUUUGGAUAACUAUAAAUAUUAUUUAACCUUAAAUGCUGAGGAUUGUAGAAUUAAUUCAAUUGAAAAUUGUUUAAUUGCAUUUGAAAAAUCUUCAUAAGCAAUUUCAUUAGACUAUGAAUUUGAACCGAAUUUAUCAUAAUUGAAAACAAUACUUGAAUGUGCAAAGUGUAUAAAUGGUUAUUAUUUUAACCAAGUAAAAUCUGCCUGUUUUUAAGGUGAAUUACAAAACUGCCAUUAAUUUUACGUAGAAAAAGUUGGAGUUUUCUCUGAAAAUGUAUGUUUAUAUGGUCCUUAUGUUUCAGACUAAUUAUUAUACUCAUUUUCUGAUGAAUGUCCUAGAUUGAAAUAAAAUUGUCGAUUAUGUGUAAUGGAAUAAUUAACAACCAAAAUUGUUGAUAAUAAAAAGGUUCCAUUUAAAAUUUCUUAUUCUUGUAUUCUUUGUUAAAAUGGUUAUUAUGCUUAAAACCUAUCAGGAUCAUGUAUAUAGUGUCCAUCAAAUUUAAAUUGUUUGAGUUGUUUUGAAUAAAAUAAAUAUUCUAAGGAUGAUUGGAAAAAUGAAAUUCGUGCUUUUUAUAGAUCCUCUAUAGAUAAAGAUUAUUCAUAACAUAAAUUUAUUGAAAAUGCCAUAAGUUAAAAUUAAUUAGAUUAUGAAAUAUUAUGUACUAUAUGUUAAGAAGGAUAUGAAUUACAUGAAAAUUAAUGUAUUGAAACAUGUCCUCCAUCAUGUUUAGAAUGUUAAUUAUAAAAUAAUAAAAACAUCUGUAUUAAAUGUCCAUAAGGAAUCAAACUUAGAAGUAAAAGUUUAGUUAAUAAUUAAUGUAUUACUUGUCCACAUAAUUGUGAAUCAUGUUAUAAAAGAGAUUAAUAAGAUGUACUUUCUAUAAAUCCAGUAUUCGACAAUAAAUAAUUUUCUACUUAUUCAUAUUACUGUUUAUCCUCAGAAGAAGGCACUUUUGAUUAAGAAUUAGGUAUAUAUAUAGAUUGUAAAUCUGGACCAUGCUUAAAAUAAAUAGUUAUAAAUUUAGAGUUAAUUUGUGAUAGUAAUUAAUAUUACCAUUAAUUAUACUCAUUUGAAAACGAAGAAAAACGAAAAGAAUUUUUACAAAAUACUAUUUUAAGUGAUAAUUUAUUCUCUUCCUCAAGCUUUUCUGAAGUAAAUGUUAACAAAAUUAAUUUAGUUUGAGACAGAUUAGUUUUAUUAAUUAGCCAAUCAGAAAGCCAUUAAAUAAAUCAUUAUAAAAAUUGUUAGUAAUCAAGAGUAACAAUGUAAUGUUGUUGAUUAAUAACAGAUUACUUAAAAAUUUAGUUAAAAUAUUUUCUCUGCCAUGUAAGUCUAUCUUUUUAUAUAAAAUUAGAGACGUAUAACUCGAACUUUAUGGAGAAGGAAUUACUUCUAUUAAAUUUAAAAAAUAAUUUACAAUCCUUAAUUUUAAUAGAGUUCAUAUUUAAGGAUUUAAUAUUGAAAUUGAAUUUUUUGAAUUUGGUUUAAGUUUAUUAUAGUUUAAAAGCGUUUUCGAUUAAACCAUUGAAUUAAUGGACAUUUUCUAUCAUUAAUAUAACUUUGAGAUUACUUUUUAUAUUUUGAUAUAAGAUACCAAAGAUGUCAUUAUAUCAAACUUUUUUGCAGAAGGAGUUGAAAGAAUAUAUAAUCUUGAGUAUUUUAUUAAAGUUGAAUAAAUAUCUAAAAGAUAAACAAUUAGAAUAGAAAAUCUCAAUAUUAUUGGGAGUAAUUUUUGGAAUACAAACUGUUUAUGGUUUGAUUUAAAAAUUGAUGAUGUAGUAGAAAUGAAUGAUAUAAAAAUUGAAAGAACAAUUUUCAAUAAACCCUUUGUAAAUCAAACUCUUGGAGAAUUAUAUAUACAUUAUAUGAGAAUUACUGAAUCAUCGAUAUACUAGACAAAAGCUUUAUUUUCGAUUUAUUAACUGAAAUACUUUGAAUUAAUAAAUUUAGAAUUUUUUUAUUGUUAUUUAUUAAAUUCAAGAUUAUUUUAGCUUAAUAACUAUGCGUAAAUGUUGGAUUUAAAUUUUACAUCGAAUCGGCUUAAUGAAAGUUCUUAUUUCUUUAUUAAUGAGGAAACCGAAAUUAAAUAUAUUUUGUUUGAUAACAUUGAAUUUGCAUUAAACACUUACAGUGAAUAGGAUAGAUUUAUAAAAAUUACUUAACUUAUUAAACCUAAUGAAAAAAUAGAAUUUAUAGAUGUUAAAAUUAUUGGAAACAAUUUGUUAUAAAAAUUUUAAGAAUCUUUCUUUGAUAAUUAAGAAGUAACUUUAAUCUUUUUAUCAGCAAGUUUUAUAUAAAUUGAUAUUUUUACAAUCUAAAAAAAUAAUGGGAUCUCAAGUAUGGUUAUUGCAGAUUCUGAUUAGGUUAUAUUAAAUAAAAUUUAUAUUGUGUAACAUGCCAUUAAUGGAAUUUAUGAAUAAUAUGAUUGCUUUUAGUAGUCUAUCGUUAAUUAAUAUUAUUAUCUUUUAAUUAGCAUUUUUGAUGUGCCUAAUAUAAAAAUAAAUUAAUUAUUAAUAGAAAAGACUUAAUCAAUAAAUUAUCCAAUAAUUGAAAUAAAGACUUCUAUUUCAAAAAUUAAAACAAAAUAUCAAAUCGAAUUCUCAGAACUAGAAUUAACUUCAAAUUUAAUCUUGAUAACAAAUAAAAUUAAAUAAGCAUCAAUAAUAUUGAUUUAAUCUGAAGCAAAUUAUUUAAUAGAUAUUAUUAAUUCAAGAUUUGAAAAGAAUAUUCUGCAUCAAUAUUUUUAAUUAGAUUUAAUUAACACGGGAUUAAUAUUUAAUAUUGAUUGCUAGUAUUGUACAAUACUUUUAAGUAAUGUAAGUAUCCAAAAAAAUAUAGUUACUAAUAGUCCAAAUAGUAUUCUGUAUAUUUAAACAUAAAAUUUAAAAAUUUUAAAUUCUAUAUUCACAUAAAACAACUUAUUUGAUUAUUCAAUUUUAUAGCCCUAUUUAUAUUGGGGUUAUGAGGAUAAUCAUGAAAUAUUUGUUGAAGAUAUAUUAGAAAGUUUUCCUAUAAUAGUUUUAACAGGAAAUGGAAAGAUAGUUUGUCAAGAAAUAAUUAUAAAAAAUGUUACGAUUUCUAAUUCUACAGGUCCAGGAUUAUAGAUCUAUUUAGAAAAAGAAGCCUAAAUAAAUAUCUAAGAUACAAUAAUCAGUAAUAUUAGCACUUAAUUUCUUAAUGAUGAUGAAAAUGGUGGAGCUUUUUUAUUUGAUACUUCUGCUGCAACUUCAAUUUAGAUUUAAUUGAAAAAUAUAAUUGCCUAAAAUGUGUUUUGUAGAAAUAGAGGAGGAUUAAUUUAUAUUCAAAAUGGCUUAUAAAACACUAUUAUUAAAUUUGAAAAUUUAGUGUUAAAUGAUAUAUUCUCAUUAUAAGGAUCAAUAAUUUAUAUUGAAUUUUCGGUAUACAAAAAAUCACAAUAAUAAAUUAUGUUUAAUCAUUUGGAGAUCAAAAACACAAUUUAAGGAUACUUAUAAUAUCUAGAUAAAUUUAGUCUCAUAGAUAAUUAAUUAAUAUCAUAAUUGUAAUUUCAAAGAAGCUUAAUUCAGAUAGCAUAUGCAAAUUAUAUAAGUUUAAGUAAUAUAAUUGUUAUGUUAUUAAAUUAUGAAUCUUUUAUGACUAUAUCAUAGACAUAACAUUUAGAAAUUCUAAACACCAGUAUUUCAAAUUCAACCUUUUUAAAUACAAUGAUUAAUUUAGAUUUAAAUGAAAAAGAUUCUUAAAUAAGGAUUAUAAAUUUUUAAGUCAAAUAUGUGGAAGUUUAAAAUUAAAUAAAUGUUAUUGAUAAAUGUAUUAUGAACUAAUAAGAAUUUGUUUAAUAACAAUCAAUUUGCUCAAAUGAUAAAUUCUAAAAAGAAUCUCCUAUUCUUUUAAAAUAUAAUAAAAUUGAAACUGAUUUAUAAAAAUCACAUUGCGUAAUAGAAUUAAUAAAUAAACUCUAAAAAUAUCAAAUAUAAAGCCUUCUUAAUAUAAAUCCUGCUUCAACAUAGAUUCAGAUUUCAUAAUUUCAUAUAACUCAUAUAAAUUGUAAAAUUUGUUAAAAAGGAUUGUUAAAUAUGAAUAUUCAUGAUGAUAAAAGUGUAAUAGUUAUAAAUGAAAUUGUUUUAAACGAUAAUUAAUGUGGAUACUAAAGUUGCAUAAAUCUAUAUAAAUCAGUAUUAACUUUUCGACUUUUAUAAUCCUUCUAUUAAAAUAUCAAUUCAAAAUAAUUUGUAUUAAAAAUACAAAAAUAUCAAUGUAUGAGAAAUUUAGCAUAGAAAGGUACAUGUCUAUUCAUUUAGAAUGUAUCAACUUUAAUUGAAGACUCUAUAUUUUUAAAUAAUACAGCUAAAGAAUAAGGUGGGGCUAUGUAGGUAGAUGGUUAAGCAAAUUUUUUUAUAUUGAAAUCUAUAGUUUAAUAUAAUAAAGCUUUAUUUGGUGGUGGUGUAUUUCUAAAAGAUUAGAAUAAUUAAAAUCUAGUUAGUUAAUAAACAAUAAUUGAUGAAAAUGUUGCAACUCAAUUUGGUUAAAAUUUUGCUUAAAAACCUACAUAAUUAUCAGUUUCAAUUGAUUUAAAACAUACUUUACCUAAAGUUAAAAUUCUAGAGAAGAAUGAUAUUCUUGUAGAAUAAAUCUAAGUGGGAAAAUAUUCUUUAUUUUUAAAGAAUUAUUCAAACGUCCUCUAUGUUCCAAAUGGGUAAAGUUUAUCUAAAUAUUAACACUUUGAUUUGAAGAAUAAAGAGUAUAUAACAUAUAAUUUGCAUCUAAGAUUGAAACCUUUAGAUUCUUUCAAUAAUGUUUAAGAGAAUUUAUAAAAUACAAUUUGCACAAUAAGUGGAAGGUUACGUAAGGGAAAUGAAGAAUCAGAUUUCUCAAAAGAUUAUACAAGUUUUAAUGAAGUUUAAUUCAAUAAAUCGGAUUACAAUUUUGAUGAUAUUAUCUUUUACUUAGAUAAUUAAUUAAAUACAACUUUAGAAGUAUAAUUUUAUUGUAAUUCUGUUUUUACUCCUAUUUAUGGAAAAUAAGGAGAAAUUAUGGGAUAUCACAAUAAUUAUUAUUUAAGAAUGAAUAUAAAUUCAUUUCCAUGUUAAGUAGGAGAAAUAAAAAGUGUUAUUGAUAACACUUGUGUUCCUUGUAAUGCUACAUAAGGUUUUUAUUCUUUAGUUUUGAAUUCAAAUAGUUGUUCUUAAAAAGAUGAUUUUACCACAAGUGAAAUUCAAUCUGCAUAAUUAAAAUUAAAGCCAGGGUUUUGGAGACCUUAUUUUGAUACAGAUUAAAUAAGUUAAUGUAUCAAUUUAAUGAUUAAUUGUAAUGGCGGAUGGCAUGAAGGAGAUACAUCAUGUUAUUUAGGUCAUAUUGGAGCAUUAUGUGAAGAAUGUGAUUUACAUAAUAUUAGAGGUCUUGGCCAUUUUUCAACAAGUGAUAAAUAUUCUUGUGGUUCCUGUAUUGAUAAAAGUAAAAAUGCUGUUGUCAUUGCAGGUAUUAGUUUAUGGUAUAUAUUUUAAUUAUCUUUAGGACUUUAAUAUCAAUAUUAAUUACAGUUAGGAGUAAUAAAACUUUAAAUGAAUAAAUGAUGCUUAAACGAAUAAUAUCAAGAUUAAUACCUUCUACAGUUUAAUAUCACUCUAAUUUUGGUAUUUUAAUUAAAAUGAUUACUAAUCAUCUCUAAAUAGUAUCUGCUGUUUUUACUUUUAGAUUCACUUUAUUAAUUAGUCUUGGUAAUUUUGUUAAUGCUGUUAGCAAUCCGAUACAAACAAUGACACAUUCUCUUGAUUGUUUUUUAAAAGAUAUAUUUCCCUUUGAAAUACAUUAUUCAGUUAUGUUGUGGUAAAUAAUCAUGCCUUUUAUUUAUAUCAUUUUGUUUUUAACCUUAUACACUAUUGAUUUAUUAAUUUUCAAGAGUGAAUUUAGUUUGAAUAUUAUAACAACAACUCUCAUAUAUAUGUACAUCUAUGUUUAACCAUUUUUGGUUGGAGGAUUAAUUUCUCUAAUAUCAUUUAGGCAUAUUUCAGGUUUUCUUUGGAUAUAAGCUAAUGUCUCUUUUAGAUAUGACACGAGCAUCCACUAUGAAUGGUUAUUCAAAUUUUGCAUACCAGUUUUAUUAUUUGUAUCUAUAUUAAUACCAUUAUAUUUCUUUAUGUCUUUGUAUUCUAAUAAAACUUCAUUAUCUCAAAAAAUUACAAGAAAUAAAUGGGGAUAUUUAUAUAAUGAAUAUAAUUUAGAUGCAUAUUAUUGGGAGUUAAUUAAGAUUACAGUCAAAUAACUGCUAAUAAUCAUCCUUUCAUUUUACGAUGAUAAUGUUGUGAAAAAAGGAAUUCUUUUAUUGUCAGUAGUUUAUAUUUAUUAUGAAAUAAGUUAAAAAUAUAAACCUUUUAGAUCACACAUACUAAAUAAAUUGGAUGCUUAUUCAGCUAAUGUCUGUGCUAUUUCUAUGGCAGUUGGUGUAGGCAUUUACAUUGAUUAAUAGAGUUAAUCUUAUGAAAUUUAAAUACCUUAUUUAAUUAUCUUACUCGCAUUUAAUUAGCAAUAUUUGAUUAAAAUUUUUAAAGAAAUUGUAAUUUCUUUUAUCGAAGAAAAUGCAUAUUUUUUUGAUAAAGUAAAAGAAAUAAUUCUUAAUUAAUGGCCUUGGAUACAAAGAUAUUAAAUAUUUAAAAACCUACUUUAAAAUAGAAAUGUUCAAAAAUAAAGAAUAUAAAUGAGAUAUUUGAAAAUAAGAAAAUAUUUAUCAGCCAAGGCUAAAUACAUAAUAAAAUGUAACCAUAAUUACGGCGUAAAAAUAUCAAAUUCUACACAUUAUAAGUCUUUAAAUUGA
This is a messenger RNA of Paramecium sonneborni, 8998 nucleotides long. The record is from the annotation of a GenBank genome assembly. Lineage: Eukaryota; Ciliophora; Oligohymenophorea; Peniculida; Parameciidae.